AUGUGCGCGCUUCUAUUAAGAUACAUAGCUGAGCUGCGGCGAAUUCCUAACAAGACAGGCUCUGGAUUCCAAAUCUGCAAAGCACUAGGUGGAGGCAUCCUGAAUUGGCGAACUGGCGAAUCGCAAUGCAAAGAACUUAGAUUCCAAGAUGAGAGCAGUUCAACAAAUGCACGGAAGCUGGUGUCGGAGUCACAUAGCGUGAAACAUGAUAUCGCUUUUACGCAUAGAGAUCUUAAUCUAAGGAACAUCCUAGUUGACGAUAAUGGGAAGAUAUCUAGAAUCGUUAAUUGGGAGUGCGCGGGCUGGUACCCCAAGUACUAG
Molecule: messenger RNA, 321 nt
Organism: Bipolaris zeicola 26-R-13
Lineage: Eukaryota; Fungi; Ascomycota; Dothideomycetes; Pleosporales; Pleosporaceae
Exons: 3
Coding region: 1-321 (106 amino acids)
Source: RefSeq, a predicted model, not a curated record